Molecule: messenger RNA, 8654 nt
Organism: Lolium perenne
Lineage: Eukaryota; Viridiplantae; Streptophyta; Magnoliopsida; Poales; Poaceae
Molecular function (GO): protein binding; helicase activity
Source: RefSeq, a predicted model, not a curated record
CUCUAGACGCACGCAAAGGAUUUCUGCGCAGUGCUGCAGCAGCAGAGCAGUAAUCCCGUCCCGUCCCCAUUUCCCCUCCUCCAAGUUGAUCGCUCCCUCCUCUGCUUUUCCCCGCACCACCACCGCCGCCGCCUUGUCCAGAAGCGACUCCUCCACGAGACGGCGGAGACCCCCUCGCGAAUGCCGCCUGCUCGCUCCGGCGCGCGCGCGUGACCCGCGGCUAGGGCGCGGGACGAGGCGGGGCGCGCGGAGAGGGCGAGCCCUCGGCCGUGCCGCGGCAUGGGGGAGAUGGAUUUGGACGACGUCGUGCUCUCCUGGUCGCUCCCCGACAUCACCGACCACGCCCUCUACAGGGACAAGAUUGAGACUAUUCCCUGCAACUUCAAGUCACUUGAUCACUAUCUCGGAUCGUAUCGUGUGCCUCUGAUUGAGGAAACAAGGUCAGAUCUAUGCUCAUGCCUUGAACUCAUCAGGGAAGCACCCUCCUCAAAAAUACUUUCCAUGGAGGUUGCGGGGAAAUCUGGUUCAUACUUAAUGGAUGUGGACUUCUGGGACAAUGAGGCUGGUUUUUCUACUGAGGCUUAUGCUGCAAGGAAUGGUGACAUAUUUAUCUUGUCUAGCAUGAAGCCUGAAGCUGCAGAGGACUUAAACCGCCAUGGUGUCACAUAUUGCUUGGCAAUGGUUACUGAGGUUUCUAUGGAUGAUGAAUACCAGAAGGGCUUCAGAGUCAAAGUUACAAAGGAUGUUGGUUUGGAAGAAGACUUGAAUAAACUCAAGCAUGCAAUAUUUCUCAAUAAUAUCACGACAAACAUGCGAAUAUGGAAAGCACUCACCUUAGAUACACACAUGAACGGCAAUUUCACAGUAAUCAAGUCGCUCUUAACCCCAACAAAUUUGGUUGAGGAUGUGUGUGGUAUCUGUGUCAAACAGGAUGGAGGCUGUUUGGCUUCUUUCACAGAGCAACUACUGUCGAUUAAGCUUAACCGAUCACAAAUGGAUGCUAUUGAAUCUGUUAUCUCAGCUGUACAAUGUAGGCAUGUGAACCUCAUGAAGCUUAUUUGGGGUCCACCAGGUACUGGAAAGACCAAGACCGUUAGCACUCUGCUGUGGGUUUUGGCGCGUUUGAAAUGCAGAACUCUUACCUGUGCUCCCACAAAUGUUGCUGUUGUUGGUGUUUGCACUCGUUUCCUUGAAAACUUGAAGGCUUUCAAUGAGGACAAUGGUCUACCUGUUUCUCUCGGAGAUAUCUUGCUAUUUGGAAGCAGGUCUAACAUGGACAUGACUGACGAUCUUCAGGAUGUUUUCUUGGAUUUUCGUGUCGAUGAACUUGUGGAAUGCUUUUCAUCAUUGUCUGGAUGGAAGUACAGAAUAGCUUCAGUGGUAUCCUUUUUUGAAGACUGUGCUUCACGGUAUGAUUUGCUUCUUGAGGAUGCUGGCAAAAUUGACCCAGUGUGCUUUCUGGACUUCAUAAAGAAGGAAUUUCAUGCGACAGCAAUAGCUCUUGAAAGAUGCAUAAUGAAUUUGUGGGUUCACCUUCCUGGAUUUUGCUUUUCUCCUGAUAAUGUCAUAAAUAUAUCUACAUUGCUUAAUAUGCUGAAAAAAUUUGGUGCUCUCCUGUGCGACGUAGAAUUGACCGAUGAGGGCUUGAGAAGGGGCCUUGGUUGUCUGUCAACUGAAAACUCUGUUUGUCCACAGCCUAUAUCUUCUAUUGAGAAGGAACUGGAUGGAGCAAGGUCUACAUGCCUUAAAUUGCUUAAAGAUCUGCUACACUCACUUAAUUUACCCACUGGAGUAGACAAAAACUGGAUCCAGAGCUACUGCCUACGUAAUGCAACACUUCUUUUCUGUACUGUCUCUAGCUCGUAUCGGUUACAUCACAUGGAGAUUGCACCCCUUGAUGUAUUAAUUGUUGACGAGGCUGCUCAAGUGCGGGAGUGUGAAUUGGUGAUCCCACUACGUCUGCAUUGGGUGAAGCAUGUUGUUUUGGUAGGAGAUGACUGUCAGCUGAGCUCAAUGGUUAAAAGCAAAGUAUGCAAAGAAGUUGGAUUUGGGACAAGUCUUUAUGGGAGAUUGGUUAUGCUAAAAUUUGAAAAACAUUUGUUGAAUAUACAGUAUCGCAUGAAUCCUUGUAUCAGCUUAUUUCCAAAUGCUCAGUUUUAUGAUAAGAAGAUUUUGGAUGGUCCCAAUGUCCUGUCUUCUAGUUAUAGUAAGGAUUACACAUGCCUCCCUUUUGGCACCUACACGUUUAUAAAUGUCAGUGAUGGAAGGGAAGACAAAGAGGGCACAGGAAACAGUCGGAGAAACAUGGUUGAAGUUGCUGUCGUUUUGCACCUAAUCCAUACCAUCUUUAAAUCUUGUAGAAGGACAGGCCAAGGGCUCAGCAUCGGCGUGGUCUCUCCAUAUAAUGCUCAAGUUGAUGCAAUUAAAAGUCGACUUGGCAAAAAAUACGAUACAUGUGAUGGCUUUCAUGUGCGGGUGAAGUCCAUUGAUGGUUUCCAAGGAGAAGAGGAUGAUAUAAUAAUACUAUCAACUGUUAGAUCCAAUGGGAGAGGAGUUGUUGGAUUUCUUGCUGAUAACCAAAGAACAAAUGUUGCUCUUACUAGAGCAAGGCACUGUCUUUGGAUUGUUGGGAAUGCUCAUACACUGUAUAAAAGUGGAACCGAAUGGACAGAUCUUGUUGCUGAUGCAGAGAGACGUAAUUGUGUUUUCAAUGCAACUAAUGACGCAGCCAUCUGUAAGUUGAUUCUGCAAGUAAAGCAAGAGCUUGAUGAACUUGAUGAUCUUCUUAAUGCCGACUCAGCGGUAUUCAGCAAUACUAGAUGGAAGGUCAUUCUUAGUGACGAGUUCAGAAAGUCUUUCACCAAACUAAAAUCACCACAGCUCAGGAGGGAAGUACUCCAAAAACUUAUCAGACUUGGGGCUGGUUGGAGGACAACAGUUAAGAACCUUGAUAUACCAGGUGUUUCUCAUCUCGCAAAAGUAUAUAAAGUCAGAGACCUGUAUCUUGUUUGGAGUACUGACGUGGAAAAAACCGAAAGAAGGUAUUUCCAGAUAAUAAGAAUUUGGGACCUACUAUCGCAGCAAAAUCUUGCAAGAACUAUUCAACGUCUCGAGAAUCUGUUCUCCAUGUACACGGAUGAUUGCCUGGAUCACUGCAGGAGAGUUCAGACACUGGGGAAAUUGGAGGUUCCUGUGGUUUGGGAUGUUGAGCAUGAUAUUAUUCGCUAUAGAAAAGAUUGUAAAGUUGAUGCUCAGGAAGAGCAUGGUAUCGUGGAUACAUCACAUGCCAUGGAGAAUUCAAAAGUUAGCGAAAGCUUCUUGCUGAUGAAGUUCUACUCUUUAUCAUCUGGGGUGGCAAAGCAUUUGUUGACAGCUACUGAUGGGUCUGAAAUUGACAUCCCUUUUGAACUAACUGAUGAAGAGCGUGUAAUAAUCCAAUUUCCUUUCACAAGUUUUAUACUUGGGAGGUCGGGCACCGGAAAAACCACUGUAUUGACAAUGAAAUUGAUUCAAAAAGAGCAACAGUCAUUGAUUGCAUCCCAAGGUCUAAAUUUUGAUGGAGCUGAUUUAUCUGUGCCACUGAGGAAUGGAGAAGAAAGUUUUGUGAAACAAGUGUUCAUCACUGUAAGCCCAAAGUUAUGUUCAGCCAUAAAAAAUCACAUCUGCAAGCUUAAAAGAUUUGGCGCUGGCGAUGUCUCUGAUCAGGCUAGCAUUCUUCACAUGCAUGACAUCAUGGAUGACCUGCAAGAGUUUACAGAAAUUCCUGACAAUUUUUGUGAUCUACCUCAUGAGCACUAUCCUCUUACUAUAACAUAUCGCAAGUUCUUGAUGAUGCUUGAUGGAACACGUCGGACAUCAUUUUUUGAUGCGUUUUAUGGUGAAAUGAAGUCUAGUAUUGAGAGAGGCCAUACAAAAUCUCGUGCAGUGCAAACUUUUAUUGAAUUGAAGGAAGUUACCUAUGAGAAAUUUGCUACUUUCUACUGGCCUCGUUUUAAUGCAGACCUCACCAAGAAAUUUGAUGCGUCCACUGUCUUCACUGAAAUAAUUUCUCAUAUAAAAGAUGCAUAUCAAGCAAGCAGGCCUUAUACUGGCAAACUGGGAAGACAAGAUUAUGUGAUGCUCUCAGAUAAAAGAUUUUCAUCUUUAAACAGUGAGAAAAGAGAUAGAAUUUACGAUUUAUUCCUUGAAUAUGAGGGUAUGAAAUGCAGUGCCAGGGAGUUUGAUUUGUCAGAUUUUGUCAAUAGUCUUCACAGUAGCCUUUUAUCCGAGGGCUACAGUGGAGAUAUGGUUGAUUUUGUUUACAUAGAUGAGGUACAGGAUCUCACCAUGACACAGAUAGCACUUCUUAAGUAUGUCUGCAGAAACAUCAAGGAAGGCUUCCUUUUUGCUGGCGACACUGCACAGACUAUAGCAAGGGGUAUCGAUUUCAGGUUUGAGGAUAUCCGUUCACUUUUUUAUACUGCAUUCCUGGCAGAAAAUGAAGCUUUUAAUCAAGGACCUAAACAUGGAAAGAAAGUCCAUCUCUCUGAUAUGUUCCAACUGUCUCAAAAUUUCCGCACACAUUGUGGUAUCCUCCGCAUGGCACAUAGUAUCAUGAGCCUUCUGUACUUCUUUUUCCCAUCAAGUGUUGACAAGCUUAAUCCAGAGACUGGACUUGUAUAUGGAGAAGCUCCUGUGCUUCUGGAGUCUGAUAAUGAUGAAAAUGCGAUUAUGACUAUUUUUGGAGAAAGCAAAAGUAAACAUGGUAACCUGCAUGGGUUUGGUGCUGAGCAAGUCAUAUUGGUUCGUGAUGAUGCUACCAGAAAACAAAUCAUUGAUCUUGUUGGUAAACAAGCUCUUGUGUUGACUAUUGUUGAAUGUAAGGGCCUUGAGUUUCAGGAUGUGCUGUUGUACAACUUUUUUGGUUCGUCGCCAUUAAGAAACAAAUGGAGAGUUUUGUAUGGCUACAUGAAAGAUAAAGAUAUUAUAGCACACUCCGAGGAGAUCUCUCAUCCGGAUUUUGACAGAAGCAAGCAUUGUCUUCUCUGUUCAGAGCUAAAGCAACUCUAUGUUGCAAUCACGCGCACUAGGCAAAGACUGUGGAUAUGUGAAAAUACAGACGAUUAUUGUCGACCAAUGUUUGACUACUGGAAGAAGCUCUGCCUUGUGGAAGUUAGAUUACUUGAUUCUUCCCUCAUUCAGGCAAUGCAGAAAGGGAGCAGCAGUGAUGAUUGGAGGUUACGGGGAACCAAGUUAUUUAAUGAAGGACAAUUCGAGAUGGCUACUAUGUGUUUCGAAAAGGCUGGUGAUCCAUACAGAGAGAAGUGGGCAAGAGCUGCCGGACUUGUAUCAACUGCUGACCGUGUCAUCUCCUCAAAUUUGGAGUUGGGCAAGGCUUCACUGCAAACAGCAUCAGAGAUCUACGAGUCCAUAGGCAUGCAUGAGAAAGCUGCUAUGUGCUAUAUCAAAUUAGGUGACUGCAAAAGAGCAGGUAUGGUCUAUAUGCAAAAGUGUGGUAAUUCUAGACUUGAGGAUGCUGGUGACUGUUUUGCUAGAGCUGAAUGCUGGCCGGAGGCAGCUGAAGUGUACUUCAAAGCUAAAUGUUACACCAAGUGUUUCUCCAUGUGCUCGAAAGGAAAACGGUUAUUCAAUCUGGGCUUGCAGUUUAUGCAACAGUUGGAAGAGGAACAUUCUCUUGAGAAUUCAAAAUCCUUGGAGGUUUCUGCAGUUAGAAAGAAGUAUCUGGAUAACUGUGCUCAACAUUAUUUUGAGCAUGGUGACAUAAAGCAGAUGAUGCCUUUUGUUAAAGCUUUCAGCUCUAUGGAUCAUGUACGAACAUUCCUUAACUCUAGGAAUCUUGUUGAUGAACUAAUGAGCUUAGAGAUGGAAAUGGGUAAUUUUCUAGAAGCUGCAGCUAUAGCAAAGCAUAAAGGAGAUGUCUUACUUGAGGUAGACAUGCUCGAGAAGGCAGACUUAUAUGAGGAAGCAACAAGGCUUCUCCUCCUCCAUAUUGUUGUAGACUCCCUGUGGUCUUCAAAUGGUAGAGGGUGGCCGCCCAGAAGAUAUACAGAGAAGGAACAGUUGCUCGCAAGAGCCAAAGAGAUGGCCGAGAAGGUCUCUGAGAGCUUCUACUCUUUUGUUUGCCUGGAAGCUGAUGCACUGUCAGAUGCGAAUAAGUCUCUUGCACAUUUAACUUGCACUUUGCUUGAGGGCAGAAAGUGUACAAUCUUGUUAGUUGAACUUAUUGCUUCCCGUUUGAUUCUUGAUAUUCAUCUCCAGUCUCGAGCCUCUGGAUACAAUUUGGAAUUAGGCCCAGAAUCUGAAGAUGAAAAUAGCUGUAUUGAUUUGCUGGCUUGCAACCAGAUAUCACCCCAAACUCUGUUGUAUAUCUGGAAUCACUGGAAGUCGAUCAUAAUUAAAGUACUGUCUCAUCUUCGCCACACUGAUGAUCCAGAAUUAAAAAAUCAUGGAAAUCUCUCGGCCAAGUACUUCGGGUUGAGAAAAGAUGGCGAUGCUGACCGAUAUUUGGUGCUUAACAUGAACUCGAGUUGGAUUUCUAAUGCUGGAAGAAAUUCUUUGCAGCAAGAUGGCAACCGAUGUUUAUUGGAUGCUUCCCAGUGUCAUUCAUGUGCACAGUAUUUCUGGAUGAAUGAGCUCUCUACUGUUGGUUUGAGUGUACUUAAGAAGUUGGAGUCCAUUGUUCAAAUUCCUCCAAAGCCGGCAUCUUCGUAUUCCCUGGUGAAAACUAUCCUUUUUAUAAAUGAGAUAGCAAAGUUUUUGGAAGAACCAGAGUUCAGUCUGCCAAAAAGUUCCAUGAAGUUAAGAAGCUUUUUUGUUCUCUGUGAGCGUCGCUUCUUUGAGUUAGUUUUUCUUGUGUGGAGAGAUGGAACAUCGAGGAGCCUAUUGCGUUUACUCGACUCACCAGCAGCAUAUGGUUUGAUUGCUGAUUCCCUUGGUGCAAAUCUUCGGCCAACAAAUAAAAAUUUGACUUAUGGGCAUUUAGGGAGAAUUACCAUGCUUGUGCUCCAUGCAGCACGAUUGGACAAUGCACUAGUUUCAAGACUACUAAAGUACCUGGACAAUAGUUCUGAGUGGGCUGAAUUUUUCCGUUCUUUGAAGAAAUUCCUUGACAGUGGUCUUGAUAGAUCCUCCUUGAUCAUGAACUAUAGGGUUGCUCUUGAUUUUACCUUCAAUGUGAAGUGGAAGGAUGAAGUAGACUACAUAUCCCCAAUGUGCUUUGUGGGUCUUAUGGAGUGCCUCGGUUUCUUGGCUUCAUCAUAUUUACUACAGAAGGAUUUUAUAUGCUGCACGAAAUCUUUGUUGCUCAAUAUGCUGGAAUGCCGUACCAGCAAGGUCUACCUUGACAGCUCCGUGCUAUCCGAUUCCAGCCCAGAUGCCGAACUUGAGCGUUUGGCAUUGUCAUCAGGGCGUUUCAUAUAUCAGACAAUUCUGGGCAUCUUGAUGAACAAGCAGAGUCUCCAGGAAUGGGUACAGAAGACUUCAACAACGUCUUCUAGUAGUUCGUACAAACCAGUCCUCCUGAGACUAGUUAUCACACUUUAUCCACUGAUCCUUACCCUUUCUCUGGGUAGUUGCUAUGAGGUCACAAAUAACCUUCUGAGGUGUGAAGUCUUCAAGGAUUUACCUUUGGAGUUCUCUCAGAAGAUUGUACAUGCUUUGCAAAUGAGGAAUCGCACACCAGGCAACUUCAUAAAAGUGCUUGCUGAUGCACUUGCCGCAAUCGGAGAUGAUAUGGUGAUUAUCGGUUCACCCAAAGGCCAAACAAUCUGUCGAAAUGUAGAUGCUUAUAUGAUUAGCAAGGCGGAUAUAUCUGAUGUUCCCAAGGUAAUGGCUCUUCUGCGUCCUGAAGAACCAAGCUCUGCAAAGCAAGAGACUCCAUUGCCAGAAAAAUCUGAUGGCAACAAUGUUACUUCUGGAAAGAUUCCUAAGGCUGUACGAGGUAAUACUAUGGAGAGCACAUGUGAAAUAGAUUUAAGUGACGAGAAUACUCCUUUCUGGGAGAAGUUUGAGAAUUUUCAAGUCAAUAAGCAAGUCCAGAAAGAUGCAAGGAUUGUUCUUCAAUUCCUUAGAAGCGCCCUUCCAUGGCUGGAGCAAACAGGCUUUCAUGCACAUCUGCUGGAAGAGGUCAGGCACGUCUGUAGUGAGUUUGAGGAACGUUCUGCCAGGAAGGAGAAAAUAGCCUCUCCGACUCUUCAGAAUCUGUACUCAGUAUGGCUUGAUGGCGAGAACAAGCUGCAAGCGAUCAUCAGGUUUCUGCAUUCUCAAAAGGCAUCCAUGAAAGAAGGUGAAAGGAGCAAUGGUGCUGCAGCAGUUGUCCAGUCGCACACUGACGGAGGGCACAGACAGGCUGAAUGUUCAGACGAUGAAGAUGACAACGAAGGAGUGGCUGGGGCUGCCUCAACCUCGACAAAGACGACACAGAAGCAGAAGAGCAAGAAGAAAUCCAAAAAGGCUAAGGGCCGUGGCAGGAAGUGAGCUGCUGUGGCUAUAGUCCUGCCCGUCGUGUGAAACUUUUGUGUAACCCAUGACUGUAAAGCUAACGGAUAGCAAGAGCUGCUUUCGCUGUGACGUACUGAAGGCUUAUGCGGUUGCCUUUUGGGGUGCAUUAAGCUGAGCGAUUACAAUGGCUACGCUUCAAGGAAGGAUUUAGACCA